AUGAGUGGGUGUCCAUCUACUUUGUUUAGGGCUGGUUGGGUCAUUGGCAGCUGGAUAGAUGGCCAGGUUCCGGUUCCAAAAAGGUUCGUUGAGUUUCUACAACUUACCUACUCCGUACAACUAGGUACUUACCUACCUACAGUACUACCGCUAUACAUCCGCAAUCUGGCAGCAGCAGCCGGAGACCCGCAUGAAUUGAAAGCCGAAAGGCGGGCAAAUCGUUGGUACUACUGUGCCCGACAAGGUCACCCAUCUGAGAGCUUUCGGACGGGGUACCUGAUCACGACUUUUCCUGAUCACGACUUUUCCUACGGGUCGGAAGAUUUAUCAACGAGAUUCGACCAGGACUUCCAGAGGUUUACGGAGAUCGGUUCCGCGCUCUUCUCGAUCAUGGCGCCAAAUCAUUUUGGAACCGGGGAGCUUGUUGAUGUAUUCAACAGCUUGAGUUCAGACCCCAACACAGCUCCCGGCUUGCCUGGAUCUCUAGAACAUAAACGGGCGUUGGCAUUGGGGUCACUACUGGCUCAACUAACCGACCAAGAAGUCAUCAAUCUCCGAAUCCGUCUCAAUGCUAUGAAAACUCCAGAUAAACUAUUCGUGAGGCUUCCCUCAGAACUCCAAUUGCAGAUCCUCGCGCACCUCGACUUCGAGGACUUGUUCAGGAUCCGAAGGGUAUGCCGCUCCUGGAACGCAGCAUUGGGGACCGAAGACACCUGUCUGGAACUGCUCAAGAGGCACUUCCCCCGCAAGUACGAGCAGGAGUACCGCAGUCUGACGAGCGAUGGUUGCGCCGACAAUCUCAGCUCCGAGAAACUGAAGGCUAAGAAGGAGCUCAAGUUGUGGUUCGACAAGGCCGCUCUGGCGCGGAUCCGGCGAGCGCGAGGCCAGUAUCACUCGGUGAGAACAUUUCAUCAGCCGCAUCUGGGCGACUGGAGCCGGCGCGGUUUUUAUGGCCAUCCGCAAUACAAUAAUGGCCGCAUUGCCUAUCUCCGUGGUUGUUGGCGAGUCCUGGUGGUGAAGAGUCUGGAUUCGCCCGCCGAGGAGUGCUUCAUGGAUGAGAAUCGUCAUAAUUUUGCGCUGUGGUUGCUGUCGGACAAGUAUAUCGUGACUACAACCGACGAAUCAACAGAUCUACUAGCGUGGCCCCUGGAAAAUCUCGGUGCAGCCUACAAACGUGGGCCGCACGUUGUCAGACUGCCAAACCGUGCUAAGAAACUCUCUGCGCGUGGCGAUUGCGUUGCCAUCGUGAGUUGCAGCAACGAGGUCUUCCUCUGGGAUCUCAGGCUCCCCGGGCAGCCCCUACGACAGGUAGAAGUCCCGAUACAGUUUCCAGAGACGCGGAUCGUCGACGUAGUCUUCAACGCCUAUGAUGAAAAUAUCUUCUUCGUCUGCACAUUACGAAACGCCUUUGCUUCAUUCAUGAAACAUAUCCAGAUGCGUGAAAUCCAAGACGGAACCCAAGUCUCGACCUACGAGAUCGAUCUCGCGAACGCAGACCCAAACCACGAUUGCAUCUCAGUACAGCCCCUUCACGACAGCGUCAUACUCCUCGCUCAAGAGCACGACAGCCACCUAUUCUCCGUUGAGCACACCACCCUCUCAAAUACAGAGCGGCGUAUCGGAAGUGCGGCUGCACAGAAGUGCGAGCAUCUGACCUUCGACAUGGAGAGCAAGGAGUUUGAAAGACACGCUAGCUACGCAGGCUCCGGCUCCGGCGCAAAUUGGCGAAACUGUUCUUUUGAGCCGGAGAGGGAGAAUUGUAUCAAGGUUGGGGCGGUGUCAUCUAAGGUUACUACGGUGCUGCUUGGGGAUGAUCGGUUCGUGGUAUUGUUUGGGAAAAAGGGGUAUGCGGUUUGGUGUUUCGAACCGGAUGUCAAGCCGAGUGAGGUUUGA
Messenger RNA from Drepanopeziza brunnea f. sp. 'multigermtubi' MB_m1, 1893 nucleotides. RefSeq lists its product as uncharacterized. NCBI's taxonomy places the organism in Eukaryota, Fungi, Ascomycota, Leotiomycetes, Helotiales, Drepanopezizaceae. Gene Ontology annotation, molecular function: protein binding. The record is from RefSeq and is a predicted model, not a curated record.